Aspergillus chevalieri is the source of this 1776-nucleotide messenger RNA. Its product is annotated as ferric reductase family protein. The record is from RefSeq and is a predicted model, not a curated record. The coding region runs from base 1 to 1776 and encodes 591 amino acids. The transcript is spliced from 6 exons. Gene Ontology annotation, molecular function: ferric-chelate reductase activity. Gene Ontology annotation, biological process: iron ion transport; copper ion import; intracellular iron ion homeostasis. Lineage: Eukaryota; Fungi; Ascomycota; Eurotiomycetes; Eurotiales; Aspergillaceae. Gene Ontology annotation, cellular component: plasma membrane.
AUGGGGGUAGAAUUGGCAGGAUCAGGGAAUGGGGAACCCCCAAUGAACCCGGCAUUGGCGACGCCUCUUUAUGUUCUGGCCGGUGUGGUGGGUGUGUUUUUCGUUUGUCGCAUGGAGAUUCUCAUACGACAUCGCCGACGUCUGCGUGGGAUACUUCGAAACGAGGACCAGUCAAAGUAUACGAAGAUCAGCGAGUUUCAGGCCAAAUUCAAGAGACAUGUUCUGUACGCGCCGUUGUUUUCGACUCGCCAUAACCGCGAACUCCAACUCAUGGGCCGGCUGCACAUGGGUACAAUACCGUUACGAUUCGAGGCUGGCGUGUUGCUUGGAUAUAUCGUGCUGAAUCUAGUAUUCUUCUUCUGCCUGAUUGACUGGCCGGCCGACUUUCAAGAAAAGAUGUUCCAAUUCAAAUACGCUGCUGGACAUUUGGCUGUCAUGAACUCGCCUGCUCUGGUAUUAACGGCAGGUCGGAAUAAUCCCUUGAUUCCGCUGUUGGGUAUCUCGUUCGACGCGUUUAAUCUUCUUCAUCGGUGGAUUGGGCGGAUUAUGGCUGUGGAAGCGGUGGUUCAUAUGGCUUGUGUGGUUGCUGGCAAGGCUCGUUUGAUGAGCAUGGAUGAGAUUACGCAUAUGAUGUGGAAUGAACCUUUCUUUAUAUACGGGUUGGUGGCAUUGAUCGGAUUCGUGUUGAUAUUCUUCCAAGCUAUGUCGGCGCUACGUCAUGCAUGGUACGAAACGUUUCUUCAUCUGCAUAUACUCCUGGCUGUCAUGUCCUUUGUGGCAUUGUGGUACCAUCUUAAGAAUCUCCUUCAGCAGCGGGUUCUUUUGGGAACUGUGAUUCUGUGGGGUCUCGAGCGAGCUGCCCGAGCAGCAUGUCUUCUCUGGCGAAACUGCGGAAAGCAAUUUACGACAGCCACCGUCGAAGUCCUACCAGCGAAUGUGGCUCGCGUCGAUGUCGCCAUGGCCCGAACAUGGAAAUUCAAGGCAGGUCAAUAUCUAUAUCUCUACAUCCCGAGUUUAGGCCUAUGGACAUCACACCCAUUUUCCGUCGCAUGGACAUCAACAGACCGCGCCGAUGUGAACGAGAAACGCAGCUCUGGCGAUUCACUGAAUACGCUCAUUGGCGGACCGCAGCGGCAUAAGAUGUCGUUUCUGAUAAAGGGGAGAGACGGGUUUACGAAGAAACUGCUGAAGAAGGCUCGAAGGACUACUGGUGGGUCGUUGAAGGUUACUGCGCUUGCGGAGGGGCCGUUUGGUGGACUUCAUCCUUUGUCCUCGUAUGGAACCGUUCUUCUCAUUGCAGGCGGAAUUGGCAUCACGCAUCCAGUAUCGUACCUGCACGAGUUCGUCAAUGUUUUUUUCACACCCAAGCACUCAGCAAUCCGACAAGUGAGCUUGAUAUGGGUUGUCCGGAGUAUCGACCACCUAACCUGGAUCCAAUCCUGGAUGCCCACACUCAUGUCCCACCCAUCCCUCCAAACCUCCACCAUCGCCCUCUCAAUCCACAUCUACAUAACAGCCCCCCAAUCCACAACCGACGAAUACGUGACAAGCUCCAACCCCUGGGCCCACCACGCGCCUCCCAACGUCCCCGUCACGAUUAACUGGGGAAAGCCGGACUUUGUGUAUAUUCUGGAGAACGCGAAGAUAUGUCAGGUAGGUGCUAUGGCUGUUAGUGUUUGUGGGCCGGGGGCUAUGGGGGAUGAUGUUAGGAGGGCGGUUAGGGAGAGGCAGGGGGGGACGGUGGUGGAUCUGUACGAGGAGUCGUUUUCGUGGUAG